Messenger RNA from Penicillium brevicompactum, 2847 nucleotides. Its product is annotated as fungal specific transcription factor domain-containing protein. The transcript has 10 exons. The record is from RefSeq and is a predicted model, not a curated record. The coding region runs from base 1 to 2847 and encodes 948 amino acids. Gene Ontology annotation, biological process: DNA-templated transcription. Gene Ontology annotation, molecular function: DNA binding; zinc ion binding. Lineage: Eukaryota; Fungi; Ascomycota; Eurotiomycetes; Eurotiales; Aspergillaceae.
AUGGCCCCUGAAACAAGCGUGGUUCUGGAUGUUGAAGGUGUGAAAGGGUUCAUCUUAGCAAUGGGUACCAUGGGUCUUCAUGCGCUCCAGGUCAUCUCGAAUGACGAUUCCGUUUCACAAUGGAUUGGCUCCCCACGAGACUCACCUCUCACAAGACGGUUGGCUGAUAUUGGAUCUGUCGAACGUUUGAGGAUUGGAAUCGAUGGAUUUAAAAUUGUGAGCUUCGCGGCUGCUCCAUUGGAAGGAACUACUGCCCAUGAGUUGUCCUUCCGAGACCAAGCUUAUUGGUAUCCCUCCAUUCCACCAAUCCCUCCAUUCCACCAGAUGAUGUCUCUCUCAAUGCCGAGUCCUUCACAGGAAAAGAUUCCCUCAUCAAGCGAUACCAGCCUUUGGUCUGGUCUCGGUUUGGAGGCCCACAAGUAUGACGGAGAAGACAUUCCCGCCCCCUCACUUACCCUUGGUCGCGAGAAAAUCACCGUUGCCGAACCCAGCGAUUCCGAAGAGGCAAUUGACUCCGAAGAAAAUGAUAAACCCAAGAACAUUGAGUUUACUAUUGACGGUCCUGGUGGUGAAAUUAUCCAGGCCAUUGAGGUUGCCAUUGAUAAAUUCUUUGACCAACCGGGAGAUGGUGACGAAGUACCAACCACUUACAUCCGCGCAAAGCUACAUUCUUUCAAGGUAGCAACGAGCUUUGGUAGAUCGUUCAAGUUUACAAAUCAAGGUGGAAAGCCUAUUGAUGAUGCCGAAUUCAAAGUCCUCCCGAUAACCCCAGGGACAACCAUCACGGGACUGUAUGCUCAUCAGAGUAACAAAGGCGCGUUGAUGCGCUUGGGGGUAAUUUCUGAGGUGAUCAAACGGUCCCUAGAAACAGAGGGAGGAGAGCUAGAUGCAUUGACUCAACGGCUGGCGAGGCUUGAAGAGUCAAAGAAUCAUGAGACUACAGACUACCCAGCAAACCACCAUGUUGCCAGUAGCACAUCUACUUCGCCUUCAGCUGGUCUACUGAAUAUCGCCGAAGCAACAAACGAUAAACAGAAACGACCCCUAGUACAUGACUCACAUGAUAUCAAUCCGCAACAGCCUCCAGCGAGCAAGCGAUAUAAGGCUCAAACUAUGGCUCAAGCGAAUGCUCACCAUGUGCAUUCGCCGGGCUCUACCCACCAUGUGAGUGAAGCUCGGGGUUACAUCGAACAUGAGCUUCAAUGCAAUCCGGCUUUGUCAAAGGAUAGGCGAACUGCCCUUGAAUCAGCUCGAAAGUUCGUGGGCCAACUGUCCAAUCCGAUACUGCAUCUAGAGGAAACAGCAGCUAUGGAUGACAUCGACGUGGAGAAUAACCUGGAGCCUCCGCGUCUCACGCCAGAACUGCUUUAUAUGAUGCUUCCUGGCCAUGACAAAAAGACAAACUCCCAAGGGACCGUUUCCUGGCCUGAUCACAUCUCCGACAAGGUUUUGGAGCAAAUGGGGCUUGCCAUUAUUGAAGGAAGUGAAUGUGAACAAGUGCUUCAACACUACCGAAUCAAUGUCUGGGUAAAGGCUAUGGGCUGCAUAUCAAAAUUGGCCCCGUUGAUUCCCAGUGAACCUUUGAAAGUUCAUUUCCGGACGCUAAAGAAACAAUUUGAAGCCGCUGCUACAGAUUUGUUGAACCAAAUUCCUUUGACGGCUGCCCCCAGUCUCUUGUUGCUUCAAUCCCUCAUGUCCGCGGUACGAUUGAUGCAAUAUCUAGGAAACAUGUCACGCUGUUGGAUGUUCACGGCGCUAGCUUCCAGGGUUAUUGUUUCACUGAACUACCACAACAUCACAGAUGUCCAUGCACGGAGUGACAUCGAGGAAAGUAUUCAUGCUUGUGUAUACACUUGCUACUACUUCGACAGGACACUCAGCCUACUACUGCUUCGGCCGCCUUCUCUACCAGACCUCAAGGUGCCACCAACGCAAUUGAUCCACUUAGACCCCGAUCUACCCACAUCUGCUUUGAUAACCGGCAUAGUCGAGUAUGCAGAGUUGAAAAGCUCUCUACUAAACAUCUUGCUUGAUAGCAAAAGCAUAGAAGACACCGAAAAAGCCACCAUGCUGUCGGAUCUAGUGGCGCGGGCACACACAAUACACACCAACAUGCAAAAGGUCCGGCAGCGUCAAGAAAAAGAAUUUCCACAAUCAUGGAAUUACCUUCGACGCGAGUGGCCCUCAAUGGACUUCAACUAUUAUAGCGUUCUGACGACAAUCAUCCAAGCACGCUCCUCGGUGCUUAAAUCCCGACUAGUCUGCGAAAACUGCUUAUACUCUGCAAGAGAAGCACUUACGACUCUUCGUGCGCUACAAAAGGCAUUCUCAGAUCAUCUCAACUGCAUCAAUUCUUAUCCUUAUUUUCUCACCUGGACCAUGCUUUUGUCCCCCCUAGCUCCCUUCUUUGUCUUGUUUUGCAAUGUGAUUGCAACGUCAAACGAGAAGGACUUCGACAUGAUCCAAAAUAUCACAGAUGAUCUUCAUCAGUUCGCCGAAGCAAAUGCGUCUAUUGGCAAGUUAUACAAGCUCUUUUCCAAGUUCUUGGAUCUUUGUGCACCACUGGUGAAAGGCCCGCCUGAACAACCAUCGACUACGCUCACUAGGGUGGAAUCAACCGACAAGCCCACCCAGGAUGUAUCUUUCACGGAUAUCUUUGGUCGGGCUGCGGAUCAAGCUGCGGAAACCCUUAAAGACGCGGAUCCUACAACGGGCGACCCAACAGUUCCCCGGGCUGUAGAAGGAUGGGACGAUAGUCUUGUGUGGGAGUUGUUCAAUAAUCAGCCAUCAUUGGGUUGGGCUGAAUCAGAGUUAUGGGGUGCCAUGACGCACUUUGACGCUACAUAG